GUUGCGUUGUUUGGAAACUUGUUGGUUAUAUAUACCUAUACCUAUGUAGAUUUGGGGCGGAGUAGAAGGUAUCGGUCGCCGGGGUCGACUGUUGGAGGAGGAUCGCCCAAUUGGCUCAAAGUGCGAGAGCUGCCGGCAGCGUUUAAAGUGCAAAACGACAUCGGGGGACUAAUCACUCAUUUACGGCAAAAAACAAGGCAACUUUAUUACGGGCAUUUCGAUAAAAUAGCCAAAGAGAGGAGCUGCGUCACCUGCCUGCUUUACUGGGUUUGAUUCCAUGGCCGAAACUACAACCUGUAAACGAUAUAUGUAUACUACAUAAUUAAACAAGCCGUAAUCUUAUCGACACUCGGACUCCGACGGAAGUCUUGGCCAGCGCAGUCGGUGAAACGGCAGCAAACCGGACGGAAGCAUGGGAGCGGAGAAUCUUCUAGCCGAUCAGGAAGUGAUACUGAUGGAGACUGAGAAUGCCAGCGAAGAUCAGAGCAACAGCUAUGGGGUUUCCCUGGAGGAUCUGCAACUGUUUGCCCAGCUUGAGGAAGGUCUCACCGGACAGCUGGAGCUAGAUCUUCUGGAGCUGGUAACUGCGCAGCGGGAUAGUUCUGUGGACAAGACGCCUAAGCCUUCGCUGGGUACACAACAACAGGCAUCUACGAGUGCCAACAAACGCAGACGGUCGGCAGCAUCUUCAUCUCCUUCUUCUGGCCACACCUGUGAUACCUGCGGCCGACGCUUCUCGGAGGCCUACAAUCUGCGCAUUCACAAGAUGACCCACACGGACGAGAAGCCACAUGUGUGCGGUGAUUGUGGCAAGGGCUUCCGGCAGUUGAAUAAGCUGCGCAUCCAUGCGGUCACCCACACGGAGGAACGACCCCACAAGUGUGAUAUUUGUGGCAAGGGAUUUCGUUAUGCUAACUACCUGGCUGUCCACCGGCGACUGCAUACGGGCGAGAAACCAUAUCCGUGUCUGGUCAAGAAUUGUUCCAUGUCCUUUCACUCCAUUCAUGCCCGACGGAUCCACAAGAAACUGCAACAUGCUGCGGGUAUUGAACUGCCACUGGAGCAGCAACUAGAUGGGGACUCGGAGACCUCCACUUCCACCUCGUCACUCAGCUUCACGUGUCCUGUGUGUGGCCGUGUCCUCACCGAUCAGUGCUAUCUGAGCAUCCAUCUCAAGCGUCACUACAACCAGCGUGACUUUGCCUGUCCGCAACCGGAGUGUGGCAAGCGGUUCUUUAGUGCCUCGGAACUGAAGCACCAUCAGAUAGCCCAUACUCAGCAUCGUCCAUUUGCUUGUCCCCUGUGUCCGGCACGUUUCCUGCGCAAAUCCAAUCACAAGCAGCAUCUCAAGGUGCACGAGCGUUAGGGUUAGGCUCUCCGCCGAAGAAAGUAAGAAGAAUUAAUUAGUUGGAUUGAGUUAAAGCCUUAAAAUCAUAUAUAUGUACCUUAGGAAACUCCAUGCAUUUCGAUUAAUAAUAAACCCAGUUAAAGCUUCAACUACUUGUGCCCCACUUCCGUCCCACUUGAAAUCCCAUCCAACUUGCCUUGGGAAGCGGCGCCUAUGUGUGCUCGCUCUAUCGCUUUUUGUUUAAUAUUAUAAGUGUUUAUUUAAAUAUACGAUUUGUGUUUGUCUUUAUCUUGCAUGCUUGCAUAUUAGAUAUAUGUAUAUAUAAAGUUACGUAGGGUACGGGUACGGGGUUGCUGUUGCUGGUUCUCUGUGGUUGUUCUGUGCUGUU
This is a messenger RNA of Drosophila serrata, 1736 nucleotides long. RefSeq lists its product as uncharacterized. Gene Ontology annotation, molecular function: DNA-binding transcription factor activity, RNA polymerase II-specific; RNA polymerase II transcription regulatory region sequence-specific DNA binding. The record is from RefSeq and is a predicted model, not a curated record. Lineage: Eukaryota; Metazoa; Arthropoda; Insecta; Diptera; Drosophilidae. Gene Ontology annotation, biological process: regulation of transcription by RNA polymerase II. Gene Ontology annotation, cellular component: nucleus.